Molecule: messenger RNA, 1982 nt
Organism: Neolamprologus brichardi
Lineage: Eukaryota; Metazoa; Chordata; Actinopteri; Cichliformes; Cichlidae
Source: RefSeq, a predicted model, not a curated record
CAAUGCAGCAGGUCCUGAGAAUUGCGAUGCUGAAAUUGGGGACUGUUUGAUACUUGUGCUUAAAUGAUGAAAGAUAAAUUAGAGGUGUCAAUACAGUUUUGAUUUAAAUAAUGAAAUCUGUUUAUUUUCUAGAUAUUAAAGAAUUUCAGGCAUGCCAUCCUAUUACUACAUACACACACUAUCAAGACCUAAUCAACCGCAUCGCAGCUGGAGAAGAGAAGCUCAUCAUUGCAGAGAAGCCAUUAAUUCUGGCCAUGACCUCCGGGACAUCAGGAUCCAGUGCCAUGCUGCUCAGCACUAAGGACACCAACACUGAGUUCUUCCUGCAGGGAGUGACUGUGUGCUUAGAUGCCAUGCAGCAGGCAUUCCCUGAGACCAAGAGCCUUCAACGCACCACCAAGUUCUUUUACACUCCUACUUUUCGGCAGUCUGAGGCUGGAAUUCCCAUCGGACCAAACUCCUCGACACCAGCCUCCUCACGCCACAUCCUAAACCUGUACACGACUCCAGCACCUGCCUUCAAGGUUCCCAGUGAGAAGGACACACUCUAUUUGCAUCUUCUUUUUGCGCUGAAAGAUCCUAAUGUGGGAACUCUGGAGUCCAACUUCGCCUCCACAGUUUUCUAUGCCUUCAGUGCCCUACAGGAGCGUUGGCAGGAACUUGUGGAGGACAUUGAACGGGGGAAAAUCAGCACUGCUCUGUCUCCGGAGCCCAAAGUGAGGGCCAAGCUUGAAGCGCUAAUGAAGCCAGACCCACAGAGAGCUGCCCAGCUCCGGGCCCACUUCCAGGACGGCUUCAGGGGGAUUGCCAAGCGCCUGUGGCCUCAUCUGAACCUGGUCCUGGCAGUGGACUCAGGCUCUAAUCAGAUCUACGGUGAAAUGUUGAGGGAGAGUUACUGCAAAGGAGUGCCUUUCUACUCGCCCUUCUAUGCUGCUACUGAAGGUUUAAUUGGGGUGAACCUAUGGCCUCAGGAGUCAGAAAGACGUUACUUGCUGUGCCCUCGCUCAAUGUUCUGCGAGUUCCUCCCAGAGAGCAGCUUAGAUGAGGAGGCCCCUCACACUCUGCUGAUGGAGGAGGUGAAGGAGGGAGAAAACUAUGAGCUGCUUGUCACAAAUGCUUCAGGACUUUACAGAUAUCGCAUCGGAGACAUUGUAAAAGUUGUUGGAUUUCACAACCAGUGUCCCAUCGUAGAGUUUCAGUACAGACGAGGUCAAAUGCUGAAUGUUCGAGGAGAGAAAGUGUCAGAAGCGUUGUUCCUCAGUGCUUUGAAGAAGGCCGUCGCUCAGUGGCCAGGAGCUCAGCUGGUUGACUACUGCUGUGCUGAGAGCGGCAUCCUGGGAGAUACAAUUGGUGGCUCGGACCCUCACUACCAGGUAUUCUUAGAGCUGAAAGGUGUGAGGAGGCUUACAGAGGAACAACGACAUAAGCUGGACAUUUCUCUCCAGCAGGAUUCGGCCGUCUACAAAUCCUUCCGUAUCAAAGGCAGCAUCGGGCCAAUGAGAGUGCAGCUGGUGGCAGAGGGAGCGUUUAACAAACUUAGUAAGCAGAUGAUGGCGUACUCGAGCACCUCACCCAAUACGUUCAAAAUGCAGCGGGUGCUGCGCAGGAAAGAAUAUGCUGAAUUCCUUCUGGGCAAAACGAUUUCCUGAGGUCACUUACAGACUCAUGAUAUUGGAUGUUUUUUUCCCGGUUUAGUUUAUUUAUGACUGACUUAAUGAAGUGUGCCUGUGGGAGAUGUUAACCACGAUGCAUUAACUCUGAUUUUUAAACAAUAAAAAUGCACUUUUCACUGUUUUUAUUUUCUCAACUAUAUCUCUGAACUAGUGCCAAAAUAUCCCAGAAGUCUCAUCUGUACAAAACCCCCAAUUUAGAAGUUUCCCGAAUUUUUCCAGUGGGAAUUUUCUGGUGACACAAGCACCAAAAAAGCUGUAUUUAAAUGUAAGCUUCAGUUGCCAUUCCUCAAUAAAUUUCACUUCACUUUU